AUGAAAACCCUAGAUCUGCCCGAAGCCCUUCGAUCUUCCUCUUUUUUCCUUCCCACCGUAGAUCCAAAAGGGCUGAGAUUGAUCCCUUCAUGCCUCCGACAACCUCUGGUUUCUCCAGGGGAAAGCAAAAGAUUGAGCCUUUGGCCUUGUCUCUUGUUCGGGGCUUCUGGAUGUGGGGCCAUCUCACAAGCUGCUGAGAAGGACGAGCAGAAAUAUGGUUCCAGGCGGGGGAAAAGUUUCUGCACUUUUUUGUUUUUUUUUUUAAUUUUUGGCUCCCGAUUCCUCUUUUCUCUCUUUCUUUCUUUUUUUCUUUCUUUUCUUUUCUUUUCUUUUUUUUUUCCCCGUUUUGCAUUGUCCAUUCUUUUCCUUCUCUUU
Molecule: messenger RNA, 375 nt
Organism: Rubroshorea leprosula
Lineage: Eukaryota; Viridiplantae; Streptophyta; Magnoliopsida; Malvales; Dipterocarpaceae
Source: the annotation of a GenBank genome assembly